AUGUUACAACCACAACACGUCAUCAAAAGUAGUGGCGACGACGACGACGACGCGCCUGAGAUCGAAGAAAGUGAAUGGGAGAAGAAGCUGUUCGCGUCCUUGAAUGCCAUUCAGGCAGAACCUAAACUUGUAUCCUUCAAAAGCUACCAGGAGUUCGUCAACCCAGAUCACUAUACCGAUAUCAUCAAAGAGCUGAGCCACUCGGUUCAGGGUACUGACAACAAGGCCCAGAACGUCUGGGAGCUUGACCAUGCGCAAUUCGACUUGCGAGAGCCAUAG
This is a messenger RNA of Fusarium musae, 279 nucleotides long. RefSeq lists its product as uncharacterized. The record is from RefSeq and is a predicted model, not a curated record. Bases 1 to 279 code for a protein of 92 amino acids. NCBI's taxonomy places the organism in Eukaryota, Fungi, Ascomycota, Sordariomycetes, Hypocreales, Nectriaceae. The transcript is spliced from 2 exons.